Molecule: messenger RNA, 399 nt
Organism: Staurois parvus
Lineage: Eukaryota; Metazoa; Chordata; Amphibia; Anura; Ranidae
Source: the annotation of a GenBank genome assembly
GUGCCGCCAUUCGCGGCCUUGGCUGUCAAUCUCUGGGUGCCAGUCGGAGAUUACUUGCCGGCACCCGGUCAUUGCCGAGUAAUAGAGAUGGGGGGGAGAGAACUGUAUGUAAACAAUACAGUUCUCUCCCAUGUCAGCUCCAGCACACUGCUUUGUAUGGCUCUGCCUAGCAGAGCCACGGGAAAGCACAGACACAGCCCCAUAGUAAAACACAUACAGCACACAGUCAACCCUUUGAUCGCCACAUAUGUUAACCCCUUCCUGCCCAGUGCCAUUAAUACAAUGUCAGUGCUUUUUAUCAGCACUGAUCACUGUAUUGGUGUCACUGGAGAUGUCAGUGACACCAAGUCAGUUCCCCCAGUGUCAGAAUGCCCACCGCAGUCCCGCUAUAAGUCGCUG